GUGUUCCACUACUAGGUGCCCUUCUGGGAAAGCGCCGAAACCCGACGCGCGUCACCAUAGUUUACACAGAAAACAAACCCCAGACGCUGUUGUUGCUUUUCCAUGGCCUCUGAAGUCGGUGGCACACGCUGAUUGGGUAUGUAGGCACGGCAGGUAUGCACGUCAUGGCAACCUGGCCUGAGGCAGGUAUUUUUACACCUGACGUAUUGUGUAAAGGUGGGACUCACGCGUGGGGCCCGCAGUUGGGUGGUGGAGCGGCGGGGCCCUGGGCCCGGGCCCGACUGGGCUCUCUUGCAUCAAGUUUUUUUCCAAGUGGACCACACUAAAAUAGACACUAGAAGGACAACUGAACUUCUUUGGAAGAACGUGACGCAGUCCUAUCCUUGUAGGAGGAAGAAGGGAAGUGAAGUAGUUAGAGGGGGAGCUUCAAGACUCGUUUAAGGUCGUCACCAACGUUUGGUUUUCUACCUGCUAACAUAAACAUAAUUCUGGAAAGAUCAUCAUGGCUACGCCGUCAAGUUUUAAAGACAAGGUGGAGCCUUACAAAUGGUCCAUAAUGGGGAAAAUAACUCUCUCAACACUGAACUUAUCUGAUGAAAAGUUGACUAAACUACCCGACGGACUUUUGGAAUUAAAGGAGUUAGAGGCAUUAGAUCUGUCGGAUAACGAGAACAUUGAUCUCUCCGAUGAGCUGGUCAAACUGACUAACCUAAAACUGUUGUGUUUACAUAAAUGCAACCUUCGAACGGUACCCGCUGUGGUGAUGAAACUUUUACAGUUAGAAACACUGAUCCUUAGUCAGAACGAGAACAUUUCCCUGCCGGAUGAGAUGUCCAGUCUCACCAACCUCACGGCCUUGCACAUAGACGACUGCAAUCUAGACACACUACCACCAGUAGUGCUGAAACUACUGAACCUACAGAAGCUAGAUCUAGAUAGAAACGAGCAGAUAUCCCUGCCAGAUGAGUUGUACAAACUAAAGAAUAUCAAAGUGUUGAGACUACGUGACUGUAAAUUGGACACCGUUCCCCCGGCAGUACUGAAACUCACCCAGCUGGAGGAACUGGUCCUCAGUGGGAACAGCAGGAUCCACCUGCCGGAUGAGCUGUCCGGACUCGCCAACAUCCGGGUACUGAAAUUAGAGCAAACAGACAUGGACACAGUUCCUCAUGUAGUAUGGAGACUGACACAUUUACAACGGCUGGACCUGAGCUCUAACCCACUACAGACAUUGUCCGCAGAAAUUGAGCAGCUCGCUAACAUAAAACACUUGGAUCUGUCUGGGUGUGAGAUGCGCACACUCCCUGCCGAAAUGUGGAGACUGACACAGUUAGAAUGGCUGAGCCUGAUGCAUAACCCACUGCAAUCGUUACCCGCAGAAGUCGGACAGCUCACUAACUUCAAACACUUGAAUCUGCGCAACUGCAAGCUGCGCGCACUCCCACCUGAAGUAAAAAGACUGGUACAUUUAGAAUGUCUGGACAUGAGCUCUAAUCCAAUACAGACGUUACCAACGGAAAUAGGACAGCUCAGUAACGUCAUAGACCUGGAUCUGUACGAAUGCCAGCUACACACACUCCCACCUGAAGUGUGGAGACUGACACAGUUAGAAUGGCUGGACCUGAGAGCUAACCCACUACAGACGUUAGCCGCGGAAGUUCGACAGCUCACUAACCUCAAACACUUGGAUCUGUACAACUGCCAGCUGCACACACUCCCACCUGAAGUGUGGAGACUGACACAGUUAGAAUGGCUGAACCUGAGCUUUAACCCACUACAGACGUUACCCGCGGAUGUUGGACAGCUCACUAACAUAAAUCGAUUGUACCUGGACUGUUGCGAACUGCGCAUUUUGCCACCUGAAGUGGGGAAACUGACACAGUUAGAAUGGCUGGAUCUGAGCUCUAACCCACUACAGACGUUAUUACCCGCCGAAAUCGGACAGCUCAUUGAUGUCAAACACCUGAAUCUGUCCCACUGCCAGUUGCACACACUCCCACCUGAAGUGGGAAGAUUAACAAAGUUAGAAUACCUGACCCUGAGCUAUAACCCACUACAGACGUUACCUGCGGACGUUGCGAUGCUCACCAGCAUCAAACACUUGAAACUGUACAACUGCGAGCUGCACACACUCCAACCUGUAUUGUGGACACUGACACAGUUAGAAUCUCUGGACCUGAGCUCUAACCCAAUACAGACAUUACCUGCGGAAGUUGGACAGCUCACUAACGUCAAACACUUGGAUCUGUCUUACUGCAAUCUGCGCACCCUCCCACCUGAAGUGGGGAGACUGACACAGUUAGAAUGGCUGGACCUACAAAAGUGCCAGCUGCGCACACUCCCACCUCAAGUGGGGAGACUGGCACAGUUAGAACGGCUGGACGUCAGCUUUAACCAACUACAGAUAUUAUCUGACGAAGUUGGACAGCUUGAUAUCCUAUGUCACAUUGACGUUAAGGGAAAUCCACUCAUAAAACCACCAUCUGCAGUUUGCAGUCAGGGGAUCACUGCUAUUAGACAAUACUUUGAGGAACUUGAACGCUCAGAAGAAAAAAUGAGCUCUCGUCUGAAAGUUGUUGUAUUGGGAAAGGAAUUGUCGGGAAAAACUAGCCUUGUACAAACGCUACAAAGUGGUAAGUCCACCCUGACCAAAAAACAGGACCGCACACAUUGUCUAGAGAUAACUCAGUGGGCACCUGAUGACAACAUCACGUUUGAAGUGUACGACUUUGGUGGCCAUGAUGUGUACCAUCUUACUCAUCAGUUCUUCUUGACACAAAAUGCAUUGAAUUUGUUGACAGUGGACCUCCACAUGUACAACUGCACAGAGCAGACAUACACAGAAACCGUAGGGUUUUGGCUGGACACACUGAUCGCCCGAGUGCCGGGGGCGGUGGUUACAAUAGUGGGUAGCAAGACGGACAUGUGCAACGACAUACUAGAACUACAGGAGAAAACCAGGGAUAUCCAAGAAAGGCUCACACAACAAUACAGCAAGUGGAAAUGUACCAUACAGCAGCAAAUGAACAAAUUGGCGAAAAUGACAGAGGCGGCCAGAGGAGAGACCGAUCAGGAAAAAGCAAGGCAGUAUUAUGAACGCAGUGACGAGCUCCUGAUCUUGAUGAGGUGCCCGCUGCGGCUUACAGGUGUGUGCUGCGUCAGUUCGGCAGAACCAACAUCUGGGUUGGAUACAUUAAGGAGGCACAUACUGGACACAGCAAAUGAUACAUCACUGUUUCCAAUGCUUCGAAUGAUUUUACCGCGGACAUGGUUGGAUUUUGAACAGCAGAUACACAAGCUACGUGGCGAAGGAAGAAAUAAACGUCGUUCCUGGGUCGUUACUAGAGGCGACAAUGAUAACAAGAAGCCAAAUUGGAUGACGUGGGAAGACUGUUUACGGCAAGGACAGCUGGCUGGUCUCACGGCAGACAGACUGGAGGCAGUUCUAUCUUACCUACUGCAGCCGGUGGGAACUGUCCUCAGGUACAAGGACAUACCUGAACUCAAGGAACUUGUUUUCCAUGAUCCUCCUGCCUUGAUUGAAAUCUUCAAAGAUAUGUUCCAUCACGACACCAAAGCACUUUUCUCAACACCCAGACUACAGUAUGCUAACUAUACUAGUGUACAGUUGGAAGGGUUUGAACAGGAUCUGCGCGACUGUGGACUGAUCCGGAAGGAUGUACUGACAUGUAUGUUACCACCAAAUGUCGCUCCUGACAUUGUUACAGCUCUGAUGCAACGUUUUGGCCUUUGCUUUGAGGUAAGAGCUGAGGACAAAACAGACCCUUCAAAACAUAUAUGUCAGUACAGAAUACCUUGGUACCUGUACAAGCAAAUGCCGGAUGAGUUGAUGAGUGUCUGGCCAGAAGACGUACCAGAGGAACAGGAACAGCUACAGCUGAUGUGUGACAUCAGAGGAUUCUGUCCCCGGGGACUGUUUCAGAGGUUCAGUGUUGGGAUCCAUCCACUUGUACAGGACAGAACAGACUGGAAAGACGGGGCCAUGGCCUACAGACAGGACUAUCCCGUACUGGUAUGUUCCAAACCAGCUGCAGACGACACUUACAUCACCAUGGCAACCAGAGGCAGGCUUGCCCAAGCAGGUGAGAUGUGGGGCGUGGUCCACCUACUGCUGGAGGUGCUGGUCCAGCUGCUGCAGGAGUGGCCAGGUGUGCUGUACUCCCUCCACGUCACCUGUGCGCACUGCAUCAAGGCAAGACUGGACAACCCGCACCAGUACGACCUGAGGGACCGGACUGCAGAUGACGGCCGUGACGUCAGAUGUCCCAGAGUCAAGAGGACUGCAUCAACUUCAGCAGACCUAGUCUACAGACCAAGCAGGCUUUCCGGAAGCAACCAGCGUUGGAGGGGACGCCAAAGUUCAUCGAGUCUUUGCCCCGAAGUUUCAGUGCCGUCAGGAGGUUAUGCAGUACGGAUCUUGUUGCUCAACGACGAGUAUGGGACUUCCAAGGGAGGAAUUUCUACCAUCAACUGCCAGGUGGGCCAAAUCCUGGCCAAGGCCAAUGCAGUCGUGUACUGCACAGCCUUGCGUGUGCCGAAACGAGACCAGGAGGCAGCAGCCAGAGACGGCGUCCAGCUGAUAGGGCCAGAUCUGCUAGGUAAGAAGACCGAGCCAACUUUAGACUGGCUGACUUUCUACCACAGCGUCCACUACCCAGACCUCCCUCAGGACAUCACCUGCAUCAUCGGCCACGCUGAUAUCACAGAUACGGCGGCACGAAACAUCUGGGAACAGCGGUAUCCACAGGCAGACCUCAUGACGUUCAACCACGUCCUACCCGAGGAUACAGAGUACUACAAGGGAGGUCGGAAGGCAAUGAAAGCAUGGGAGAAAGAGAAGGACAUGCUUGAUAAAUGUGAUAAUGCAAAAGCAGCUUUCUCAGUGGGCAAGCGGAUCUACGGCCACUUCGACACAAUGUACAAGGGGGAGAAGAAACCGAAUAAUCACUACAUCUUCCUCCCGAAGCCAUCAAAGAUUUUCCUCGACGCCACUGUCAGACCUGGAGGGGAACAGAAGGUCGUCCUGUGCAUCGGCAGGGUGAGGAAGGUGGAGAAGCUGAAAGGUCAUGACCUCGUAGCACAGUCCAUGAGGGAUGUGGUGAAGGUGAUCAAGAACGUCCGGUUGCGCGUGCGCGGCAUCAGUGAGGAUGAUUGGGAGAUGAGCCUGAAGAUCCUGGAAGACAACCUGAAGAGCCCCGAUCUGAACCCCACCCUCCUGCCGUAUGGAACACAGGAGGAUAUCAGGGACGACAUGAUGAAAGCCCACCUGGUCCUGAUGCCGUCCCGCUCCGAGCCGUUCGGACUGGUCGGCCUGGAGGCCAUCGCGGCGGGCAUCCCCGUCCUUAUCUCCAACCAGACCGGCCUGGCAGAGAUGAUCCUCGAUCUGAUCAAACAGGGGAAGCUCAGUGCAGAGCACAGGCACGUCAUCGUGGAGACCAGCGUGAACGACUCUUACCUAGCCGACGACGUGAAGAGAUGGGCAGACAGAAUCGUGGACAUACUCAACCACAGUGACUCGGAGUUCGACAAAGCUGCCCGGUUUAAGCGGGAGCUGGUGGAGUCCCGGUACUGGGAGGAAUCCCACCGCACCUUCCUGCAGGCCUGCGGCAUCCCGGCUGGAGCUGCAGAUCUGUAGAGGUCAAGGGGCAGCAGUGGACACGGUGAUGCAGUAAUCGCUCUGACCCGACUGAGACAACUGGGCCGACCGUUAUGCAGUAACAACUCACGGGGACCCUAAAGCCUGGCAACAACUCUUGA
Branchiostoma floridae (Florida lancelet) is the source of this 5778-nucleotide messenger RNA. Its product is annotated as malignant fibrous histiocytoma-amplified sequence 1-like. The record is from RefSeq and is a predicted model, not a curated record. The transcript is spliced from 5 exons. Gene Ontology annotation, molecular function: protein binding. The coding region runs from base 503 to 5656 and encodes 1717 amino acids. Lineage: Eukaryota; Metazoa; Chordata; Leptocardii; Amphioxiformes; Branchiostomatidae.